UUGGCUCUCCCUCGUUUUCUCUCAGCCGGGAAAGGAGGGAAAUUAAUGAUGGAAGAGCAAAGUUUGGACAAUCUUCCCUUGACCCAGAACCUGCCGCUGAGCCAGGACUCCUUUAUACAGCUGUGGGACAGUGUUGUAACUCCCUCCAUCUCCACCAUUCCAACGGUGACUUAUGUGUCUAAUGAAACAUGGAGGCCGGACAGUAAUAUGGAUAUGCUGCUCAUUAAUGAUCAAGCGCUGACCGAGGGGUUUGAUGAGAAUCUGUUUGAGCUGCCCCCAGAGAUGUCCACUAAAGAUGUUGUUACUCCCCCGUCCUCCACCGUCCCGGUUACAACUGACUAUCCGGGGGAAUAUGGCUUCCAGCUUCGCUUUCAGAAGUCUGGCACGGCCAAGUCCGUCACCUCCACUUAUUCGGAGCUUCUCAACAAGCUAUAUUGCCAGCUGGCAAAGACCAGCCCGGUUGAAGUGCUUGUGAGCAAGGAGCCUCCUGCGUGUGCCAUCCUCAGGGCCACAGCGGUUUAUAAGAAGACUGAGCACGUAGCCGAUGUGGUCCGCAGAUGUCCCCAUCACCAGAAUGAGGACGCCGCGGAGCAUCGCAGCCAUCUGAUCAGAGUGGAGGGAAGCCAGAGAGCGCAGUAUUUUGAAGAUCUGCACACAAAGAGGCAAAGUGUAACUGUCCCGUACGAGCCUCCACAGUUGGGCUCAGAGAUGACAACCAUCCUGCUGAGCUUUAUGUGCAACAGUUCCUGCAUGGGGGGCAUGAACCGCAGACCCAUCCUCACCAUCCUGACCCUUGAGACUCCAGAGGGACUUGUUUUGGGCCGGAGGUGCUUCGAGGUGCGUGUCUGCGCAUGUCCAGGCAGGGACCGCAAGACGGAGGAGGCAAAUAGUGCAAAGAUGCAGAACGGCACCAAGCAGACUAAAAAGCGGAAAAGCAACCCAGCUCCUGACAUGACUUCUGCAAAGAAGCCGAAGUCGGCCUCCAGUGCAGAGGAGGAGGACAAGGAUGUGUAUGUUCUGCAUGUUCGUGGUCGUGAGCGGUUUGAAAUGUUGAAAAAGAUAAAUGAUGGUCUGGAGUUGCUGGACAAAGAAAGCAAAACAAAGACCAAGCUUACUGUUAAACAGGAGGUUCCACUGCCUUCAAAUGGAAAGAGGCUCUUGCAAAGAGGAGAGAGGAGUGACAGCGACUAGGAACCUUGUUGCUUUGAUCAUGAGAACAAACUGCAUCUCUUUCUCCCUCCAAGCCAGUGGGUUUAUUUCAGGUUUUUAUUCGUCAUUGGAACCCCAAAUCACCUCCUGCCUCAGUACGCCAGAACUUUAUCCAAUAACUGUACUGCAUAACCGUUUACUGUACUCCAAGUACUGUACAGUGUCUUGCUGUUUUUGAGAUAUGCAAAUGAAUAAAGUUUGAAAAGAUAAUCCAGUGGAGAGCAGUUGAUACUGUAAGCAGGUCUGCCUCCUCCUCAAUGCCCUCAUUGCAUUUCAAGGUUGUGUGAAAUGGCUUCGAGAUCUUUAACUUUCUGUGCAUUUGCAUGAAACAGGCUAUGGGGGGGGACUUAAAAGUGUGAGGGACUGUAUCAGUGUUAAUCUUGGCAAGGAUUUCGUUUGAGUUUUAAUGAUUCCUUUUUUAAAAUUGAUGUCAUUUAUAUUGUGUCAUUUAUAUAUGCAUUAGUUAUAGUCAAUGAAAAUGGAAGAGAUUCAUUCUUGGUCUUUGAAUGACAUGUUUUUUUUUUUUUAAUGUAUGACUUGUCAAAAUAGUAAUUAUGAUCUUAAUUGGGUUAAGAAGAACUCGAGAAGCAAAGUCUGAUCAAAUUUUUUGUCACAAUUAAGACAGAUAUGUGAUCGCAAAGGAUCAUAAUCUUUAUACGAGUCACUGCCAUUCGUUUGAAAAAGUGCCAAGUCAGGUUUGUAAAACUUGAAGGGAUGUUUACCUCCAUUAAUGUUGCUGUAUUUCUUAACCAUAGCCCAUGCAAACAUUUACAUCCUGUCAAACUGAACUUUUGGGUGUCUGAGGAACUUCCAUCAGUCCAGCUCUUAUUAGAUGUGCUAUUCAAGGGCUUUUUUUUUUUUUUUAAUUAGUUUAUCUAGGUUUGAUAUCUUCUCUUUUUUUAUCACGAACAGCUGUAAAUACAUUUUAGCUCAGUUUAGUUCCAUGGAUCUGUAUGUUGUCUCUUCCUCUUAAAUGGUGAUGAUUGUGCUCGCAGGGAACAUUGACAACAGUCAUGAUUUCUGUGAAAAAUAACAGAUUUGGUAGAUGAGGGGCUGGCUGGCUCACCCCAAAAGCUAAUCACCUUUUAGUAUUUGUAACUUUUAUAUACAGCAGAAAUUGUUGGUGGGGGGGAAACAUAGGAAAGAGAAAUGUUGACAUAAAAGCAAAGGAACAGUACACACAGGGACACUGUAUAACAAGGACAACACCUAAAAGAAUGAUUAGGAUGGUUGAUACGGCGCAAGCCACUUUGUUCAGAUAUCAAACUGAAGUGAUCAAAUGUCAUCCGUUUGGAUGUCCCACUGUGAUUUGAGUUUGUUUCCAUUUUUGACCAUGCAAUUUAUUACUGAAUCAGCACUUCCGUUUGAUGCGACCAAUCUGUCAGUCAAUAAAACCACUUUGUUUUUACACUGCCAAAAAAAAGUAUACAUAAAGGCAUUUCUUUGUUAUAUUUCUUUAUCUUUAUAGAUUAUUUUGGGAACUUAGUUUUUUAUAAGAGGUUUAUCUUUCUAUAUUUUUCAUCGUUAUUUUUUCAUGGCUUUUCUUUUGUACUAAUUAGCAUUUUGUUACUCAAAGCUUUAAGCCAAAAAUAAAUGCCUAACAUAAAA
Siniperca chuatsi (mandarin fish) is the source of this 2817-nucleotide messenger RNA. RefSeq names its product tumor protein p53 (gene tp53). The record is from RefSeq and is a predicted model, not a curated record. Gene Ontology annotation, biological process: regulation of transcription by RNA polymerase II; apoptotic process; protein tetramerization. Gene Ontology annotation, cellular component: nucleus. Bases 46 to 1191 code for a protein of 381 amino acids. The transcript has 10 exons. Lineage: Eukaryota; Metazoa; Chordata; Actinopteri; Centrarchiformes; Sinipercidae. Gene Ontology annotation, molecular function: RNA polymerase II cis-regulatory region sequence-specific DNA binding; DNA-binding transcription factor activity, RNA polymerase II-specific; protein binding.